Messenger RNA from Gastrolobium bilobum, 3226 nucleotides. RefSeq names its product probable leucine-rich repeat receptor-like serine/threonine-protein kinase At3g14840. Gene Ontology annotation, molecular function: protein kinase activity; protein binding; ATP binding. Gene Ontology annotation, biological process: protein phosphorylation. The record is from RefSeq and is a predicted model, not a curated record. The coding region runs from base 1 to 3048 and encodes 1015 amino acids. Lineage: Eukaryota; Viridiplantae; Streptophyta; Magnoliopsida; Fabales; Fabaceae. The transcript is spliced from 24 exons.
AUGACUUUCUUUCCUCUAUUUCCUCUCCUUUUAUUCCUCCCUUUCUGCUUUACAUCAUUUGCUUUUGGAGCCACUCUACAAGAAGAUGAAGUGCAAGCUCUGAAAGACAUAGCUAACACAAUUGGGAAGCAGAAUUGGGACUUCAGCGUAGAUCCAUGUAGCGGAAAGAGUAACUGGACAUCACCUAUUCAAUUACAAGCAUCAGAAAAUGCUGUCAAAUGCAAUUGCUCUUUUAACAAUAACACUCUCUGCCAUGUUGUUAGCAUUGUUUUAAAAGCACAAAAUCUUUCUGGUACUCUCCCACCGGAUCUUGUCAAGUUAGCUUAUCUCCAAGAAAUUGACCUCACCCUCAACUAUCUGAAUGGUACAAUCCCUAAACAAUGGGCCACCUUAAAACUAGUCAACGUUUCCUUCUAUGGGAACCGUCUAACGGGUCCAAUUCCAAAGGAGCUUGGAAGCAUCACCACUCUCAAAAGUUUGGUAUUGGAGUUCAACCAAUUGUCUGGAAAUCUUCCUCCAGAGCUUGGGAAUCUUUCCCAGAUUGAAAGACUGCUUCUUACCUCCAACAACUUCACUGGAGAGUUACCUGCAACUUUUGUUAGGCUCACUGCAUUGAAGCAUUUUCGAAUUGGCGACAAUCAAUUCUCUGGACCAAUACCCAAUUUUAUACAGAACUGGACAAAUCUUGAGAUGCUCGUGAUGCAAGGGAGUGGUUUGAGUGGGCCAAUUCCUUCUGGAAUUUCACUUUUGAAAAACCUUACUGACUUGAGAAUUACUGACUUGAAUGGAUCUGAUUCGCCUUUUCCACAACUGAAUAAUAUGACAAAUUUGGUGCAACUAAUCUUGAGAAGUUGCAAUAUUAUUGGAGAAAUGCCCGAAUAUAUUGGAAUGUUGACUAAUCUGAAAGUGAUAGAUCUCAGCUACAACAAAUUAAGUGGUCAAAUCCCGAUAAGCAUGGACGGUUUAAAGAAUUUGUAUAUGCUCGUUUUAUCAGGGAAUCUUAUGUCUGGCUCGCUGCCUGACUGGAUAGAUAAACCAGACUUUGUAGAUCUCUCAAAUAACAACUUCAGUAUUAUAAACUUAGAGCAGCAGACUUGUCAACAAGGAAGCGUGAACUUGUUUGCCGCCUCUUUGAACGGCAACAACUUUGCUAAUUUGUUCUUCCCCCCUCCGUUUUAUCUUCUCAGAGGAAAUAUUUCAUGUUUGGCAAACUAUCACUGUCCUAAAACUUGGUACUCAAUCAAUAUAAAUUGUGGUGGAAAGCUUGUAACUUCCAAUGGAAAUAAGACAUAUGAUGAUGAUUCGAGUGAGAUGGGGCCAGCAAGGUUUCGUCAAACUGGAACGAAUUGGGCAAUUAUCACUGCUGGUCACUUCUUUGAUAGUGGUCAGCCUGACUACUAUACAUGGUCUAAUACAACAAAGCUUGCUGUGGACAAUGCUGAACUGUACAUGGAUGCACGUGUUUCUCCAAAUUCUCUGACUUAUUAUGGAUUUUGUCUUGGAAAUGGAAACUACACAGUGAAUCUCCAUUUUGCAGAAAUAAUGUUCACUAAUGAUACAACAUAUAGUAGCUUGGGAAGGCGUGUAUUUGACAUCUAUAUUCAGAGAAAGUUGGUGGCAAAGGAUUUCAAUAUUGUAAAAGAAGCAGGGGGUGUUGGUAAGGCAGUCAUUAAAACGUUUACUGCUGUUGUGACUAGUAAUGCCUUAGAGAUCCGCUUAUAUUGGGCUGGGAAAGGAACAACUACUAUCCCAUUUGGAUCAGUAUAUGGUCCUCUUAUAUCAGCUAUAUCUGUUGAUCCCGACUUUACUCCCCCGUUGGAAAAUAAUGGAAGAAGCAUACCUGUAAGGGUUGUGGUUGCAAUUGUGGCUGCAGGAGUAAUUGUUAUCAUCUUGGUAAUUGGUAUACUAUGGUGGAAGGGCUGUUUAAGACUAAAAAGUUCAAGGGCAGGAGAGCUAAAGGGUUUAGGUUCACAAACUGGCUUAUUUACAUUGCGGCAAAUCAAAGCAGCAACAAACAACUUUGAUGAAUCCUUCAAGAUUGGAGAAGGAGGGUUUGGUCCUGUUUACAAGGGCACUCUGUCAGAUGGUACAAUAGUAGCAGUUAAGCAGCUUUCUUCUAAAUCAGCGCAAGGGAAUCGUGAAUUUAUAAAUGAGAUAGGAAUGAUUUCUGCUCUGCAACACCCUAAUUUAGUCAAGCUCUACGGCUUUUGUAUGGAGAAGGAUCAAUUGUUGCUGAUAUAUGAAUACAUGGAAAACAAUAGCCUUGCUAAUGCUUUAUUUGUCAGAAAAGAAGACCCAGAGAAACGUCAAUUGAGAUUGGAUUGGCAAACAAGGCAGAGAAUUUGUGUUGGUAUUGCUAAAGGUUUAGCUUACCUUCAUGAAGAGUCAAGACUAAAGAUCGUUCACAGGGACAUCAAAGCCACUAAUAUACUGCUGGAUAAAGAUCUCAACCCAAAGAUAUCUGAUUUUGGUUUGGCUAAGCUCAAUGAAGAGGACAAUACCCACAUAAGCACCAGAAUAGCUGGCACUUAUGGGUACAUGGCUCCUGAGUAUGCAAUGCAUGGCUAUUUGACGGACAAAGCAGAUGUUUAUAGUUUUGGAAUUGUUGCUUUGGAGAUUGUUAGUGGAACGCACAACUCCAAUAGCCAUCCUAAAGAAGAAUGCUUCUCUCUUCUUGAUUGGGUGCGUCUCUUGAAAGAAAAAGGUAAUAUAACGGAACUUGUUGAUUGGAGGUUGGGUGAAGACUUCAACAAAGAAGAGGUAAUGGUGAUGAUCAAUGUGGCUCUUCUGUGCACCAGUUUCUCUCCGAUGCUCAGGCCCACCAUGUCUUCAGUUGUAAGCAUGCUUGAAGGAAAAACUGUUGUUCAAGAGGUGGUGUCAGCCACAAGUGAGGAAUUGGAUGAUAAGAAAUUUGAAGUGAUGCGACAGUAUUACCAAAAGAGAGGAGAAAAUAGCUUAAGAGAGACUCAGAGCCAGAGUAUCUCAACAGAUGAAUCUAAUGCAUUUAUAGGUGAUACAGAUUCUUCUUAUUGGGAAAACAGAAAUUAAGGAACCUAUAGAAGUUUAGUUAAUGCAUCUAUUUCUUCUGUUUCAUGUAAGGACAUAGGCAAGGGGUAAUAUAGAAGGUCCAAAGCACCUGGGCGAUGAAGGAUAAAGGUGGCUUGUUGAAAUGGUUAAUAAAUCCAUCUUUAUAAUUUUAGGAAUGCCAACCUCAAAAUGUUUUAAA